Molecule: messenger RNA, 333 nt
Organism: Penicillium crustosum
Lineage: Eukaryota; Fungi; Ascomycota; Eurotiomycetes; Eurotiales; Aspergillaceae
Exons: 1
Coding region: 1-333 (110 amino acids)
Source: RefSeq, a predicted model, not a curated record
AUGAGUACAUUGAAACUGGUGCUCCAGAACCCACGGUGCCUCAAGCCCACCGACCGUCUCGAUGUUUCCCUGCGCAUCCAUGAUGAUAGCGUUGGAGUUGCGCUAAUAAGAGUGCGUAUAGAUCUCAAAGUCGGCGAAUGCGAGGUCAUAGCGCAGCGAACCAAACACAGGACUCAUUGUCUGUCCAACACUCUGUUGGAACCGCCCCUGUAUUCCAGUUCCAUCGCCGACCCGACGUGGUUGUCCGGAUGGGCUGUACUCCACGAUGCUGAUGUGACGGUGUUCGUCUUGCUCAAAGCCAAUCCACUUACGCAGUGGGAUGGUGUCCUUUGA